AUUUACAAUCGAUAUCCUGCUGGGCCUUGCAUCUUCGCCACAUGGGGUCUGACCCCCCAUGCGUGCGAUGGAGGACACCGCGCCACCAGUGAAGGGAUCCAUCGCAGCUCUCCCGCCAACCACCAUCAAGCUCAUCGGAUCAACUCAAGUUCUAUCUGACCCUAGCUCUGUAGUUAAAGAGCUCAUUGACAAUGCACUCGACGCUCGUGCCUCGUCCAUUGUAGUGGAGAUAUCGUCGAAUACACUUGACGUCAUCCAAGUCCGCGACAACGGCCAUGGAAUCGCCCCAGAGGAUCGUCCUAUGGCUGCACGCCGCUAUUCUACGAGCAAGAUUCGCGAAUUUGAUGACCUGAAGGACGUAGGAGGUCGCUGGCUUGGCUUCCGGGGAGAGGCAUUAGCGAGUAUAGCUGAGAUGAGCGGGUCGCUUUCCAUCAUCACACGUGUUGAAGGAGAAGCUGUUGCUGUGCUUUUGAAGAUAGCUAGGAAUGGCGAGAUUGACGGACAGGACCGAGCCUCUCAUCCAAUGGGAACCACAGUCCGUGUCACAGACUUCUUCAAGUCGCUUCCAGUUCGCAAACAGGCCGCACUGAAGCAUUCUUCAAAAUACCUCGCCAAAGUCAAGAAGUUGAUGCAAGGGUACGCACUAUGCAGGCCUAAAACGAGGUUUUCUCUUCGAGUACUCAAAGCAGCCAAUGAAAAAAUCAAUUGGAUGUAUGCACCAAAACCGGAUGCCAAUCUUGAGGACGCAGCUUUCAAAGUGAUUGGUAGAGAGUGUGCUUCUCAAUGCGAAUGGACCAUCAUGGAAUCAGACGGCUUCGAGAUCCAGGCAUUUUUGCCUAAACCGACGGCUGAGGCCUCGAAGGUCAGAAAUGUUGGCCAUUUCAUUUCAGUCGACUCGAGGCCCGUUUCUGCACUACGCGGCGUUCUGAAGCAACUAGUGGUAUUGUUCAAAGAAAAGAUUGCCAAGUCCAGCGUUGGUCUCACUGGAGUGAGAGAUCCUUUUAUUUUCAUGAAUAUCGUCUGUCCCCCAGAUAGCUACGACGCAAACAUCGAGCCAGCAAAAGACGAUGUGCUGUUCGAGAACAGUGACAUGGUCGUCAGCGCACGCAUUCACAAUCUUCGAGGAUGAAAGCGAGGUCGAGGAGCCUGCCAUUAAGCGGAGGCGAACCUGGAGAAACAACAUGUAUGGCAUUGACCAAGAAGACUUGGAUCUACUCGUCGAAAGUGCCUCAGAUCUAGAUGACGAAAACGAUGAAGAUGAUAUCACAGAACGUCGCAAAGUCUCGG
Molecule: messenger RNA, 1287 nt
Organism: Mytilinidion resinicola
Lineage: Eukaryota; Fungi; Ascomycota; Dothideomycetes; Mytilinidiales; Mytilinidiaceae
Exons: 3
Coding region: 59-1129 (356 amino acids)
Biological process (GO): mismatch repair
Cellular component (GO): MutLalpha complex
Molecular function (GO): ATP-dependent DNA damage sensor activity; ATP hydrolysis activity; ATP binding
Source: RefSeq, a predicted model, not a curated record